UUCUUUAUAUAAACUACGCUGCAUGCGUUUUUUUCAUUUAAAUAUAUUUAGUUGAAGUUGUAUGUGCAUUCCCUAAAUCUCUAUAUUAUUGAUAGGUUUAGUAUUGAACACUCGUAUUUCAGUAAGUUGUGUGUUACUGUGUGUGAUUAGACCGGAAGUAUAACUUCAAUGCAGUUGUAAAAUUAGACAGUUUUUUUACGUCAUCGUAAUUAUGGAUACUAAUUCUGAUUUGGACAUUACUAUGAGAAGAGUUAUGAUGUCACACCAAGGCAUUGUUAACGUCAUGUUUCCUAAACCAGAAUCUAAACCAGGUCCAAGUGGUGUUCAGGAGCCCAAACGUUUCGUUAAAACAAUGGAUUUCGAUGUGGAGAAUACCGAUUACACCGUGGCCGAGUUCUACGAGCGCUUCGUAAAUGAGUUGCCACAGGUUGUCAUGAUCAGUCAGGGAUUCCUCGGAGACAUCGUGGCGGACACAUUCGAUAGAGAGAUGAUAAUCCGUAUCCAAACGGUAUCCAGGCAACGGCGCGUGGUCGCCAGGGCCGAUAUGGGAGAUCAUUCUAAACUUAUUAGCAUCCCGCUGACCUACCCUGAGAAAGUCUGCGUCGUCAAGAAAAACAAAUUGAGCAAGGUCCAGACGAUAAAAGGGGUCCUAGACGGAUAUAGCCUACCGUGUCACGUGCAGUUCCCCAAGGACAUAACCAUUAGCGUGGGAGGUCAGACCAUCAGCACGAAUCACAUCCCAAAACUUCAGCUUCAGAAAGCUUUCGAUGAGAUGUACCUGCUGGGAAACUUCAUUGUUGAUGGUGUAAUGGGACCGGAAGUUGUGCACGUACCAUUGUACCUGUCUCAAUUGCGUAUGACCCGCGUAACGUGCCUCAAGAACACAUCCCAACAGAAAUGGCGGGGUUACCUGGAGGAGUUGGCGCGUUUUAGUUCCUACUUGAAUUAUGACAAAGAGUACGGGAAUGAAGGCAUUGCCCAAUACGACGCAUCGGCGGUGCAUUCAGACACCGUUUACUCCUACGUGGAACCAAGACAAUACUCAAACAUCGCUUCGGUGUUCCAAUAUCGUCGCGGGAACCCGAUUGAUAACCCCACCUCCAUACCUUCAGAUGAGGCUCAACAUGGAGAUACUGAGUCCGGGUUAUAUCACGAAAUCACAGAUUAUCACAAGCCAAUUUUGGCAACGUUUGGAAUUCGUAAUGCCCAUGAUAUAUCUCUACAAUCACACAAAGCGCUGGAAGUGCAGCCACAGAAACAUUUUAAUGUAUCUCAAGUUCAUAAUCAGAACAAAGACCCAGUAUCAUCGGUAACUGCACAGUCUCUCGUGCAAGCACGUGAAAACCUUAAAUCAACGGGACCAGAACCCCGUGCAUCUCAGCAACCCAAUAAUAGUCCGGCUCCGGUCCCAACCGUUAGGGCCCAACCGCCCAUCGGGAUCAAGCCCCGUCGGCCGCCACCGGAGAUUCCAAAGACACAGGAAAGCCCUCAUUUGCCCGAGAGCCUACCGAAGACUCCCUUGCAGACGCUGGCAUCUGCAGAACACAAGUUGGCCAUCUACUCAAAUGACCUUCCGAGGACUAGCAUUCCUCCUUUCCGACAAGAACCGAAGGACGCCAUAGAACGCAAGCAAAUAUGCCCUUCAAAACCAGGUCAGCAAAGCCACACUCUGGAUUUGAUUGAAAAGUCUGGCCGCGUAAAUGAACAUCUACCAACAGUUAAUGACAGAAUUGAUGUGAAGAAACUGUCGAUUAACGAGGUGUGUGGUUAUCUUAAAGUACUGCGGCUGGAAAAAUACGAGUCGAUGUUUCGAGAGAACAUGAUGGACGGCGCGCUCUUGGCUGAACUGUCUAAAAAUAUUUUUGAACAAGAAUUUGGUAUGACGGUUCUUGAAGCUGUGCGAAUUUUAAAGUUCGCCAAAGAAGGGCAUUUGCCGAGGUAGACAAUUACAGUUGCAAUUUGUGUGUCGCUUGGAAAACCAAGAAACACAUAAAACCAUGUAAGGUUGAUACUAUUCGUUAUGAAAUUUACAGUACACUUAUAUGUAAGAGGUGCAACCGUUUUCUUUGAUAGAACCUUAUAAAGCAAUGCAGGAAAACUAUAACUUUAAAAUGAAAAGAUGAAACUGUGCCCGUGUGCUUUUUAAAUUGUGUUAUACCAUAAUGUAUGUUAUAAAAUAUAUUAAAAUACUGUUUUGUUUAAAAUUGGCGUAUUUAAUUAAGACCUUGUUAAAGUCGUGUAAUCCAACAUAUUGUUUGUAUUUGUACAUGUUGCGUAUUAUACCAUUUAAUGACA
Messenger RNA from Dreissena polymorpha, 2295 nucleotides. RefSeq lists its product as uncharacterized. NCBI's taxonomy places the organism in Eukaryota, Metazoa, Mollusca, Bivalvia, Myida, Dreissenidae. Bases 212 to 1942 code for a protein of 576 amino acids. The record is from RefSeq and is a predicted model, not a curated record. Gene Ontology annotation, molecular function: protein binding. The transcript is spliced from 6 exons.